UUGGACACCCGUGCGCCGCGGUGUGCGUCAGGAAGCAUGUUCAGCUGGGUCAGACAGGAGCACGGCGGCCGCAACAAGGAAGGAGAGAUGUACCAGACGGUGACCGAGGGGCUGCAGAGCCUGUACACCAAGAAGCUGCUGCCGCUGGAGGAGACCUAUCUCUUCCACGACUUCCACUCCCCUGCCCUGGAGGGCGCCGAUUUCCAGAGCAAGCCCAUGGUGCUGCUGGUGGGCCAGUACUCCACCGGGAAGACCACCUUCAUCAGGUACCUGCUGGAGCAGGAUUUCCCCGGGAUGCGCAUUGGCCCAGAGCCGACCACCGACGGCUUCAUAGCUGUAAUGUAUGGGGAAAAUGAAGGGGUUGUCCCGGGCAAUGCUCUGGUGGUGGACCCCAAGAAGCCAUUUAGGAAACUCAAUGCAUUUGGAAACUCUUUCCUCAACAGGUUCAUCUGCUCCCAGAUGCCCAAUCAGGUUCUUCAGAGUAUCAGCAUCAUCGACACUCCUGGUAUCCUGUCUGGAGAGAAGCAAAGAAUCAGCAGAGGUUAUGACUUUGCGGAAGUCCUGCGUUGGUUUGGAGAGCGGGUGGACCGUAUCAUCCUCCUGUUCGACGCCCAUAAGCUGGACAUCUCCGACGAGUUCUCGGAGGCCAUCAAAGCUUUUAAGGGCCAAGACGACAAGAUCCGAGUGGUCCUCAACAAGGCCGACCAGGUGGACACACAGCAGCUGAUGAGGGUGUAUGGUGCCCUCAUGUGGUCACUCGGAAAGGUGAUCAACACUCCGGAGGUGGUGAGGGUUUACCUGGGAUCGUUUUGGGCGAAACCUCUGCAGAACACAGAGAAUAGGCGUCUUUUUGAGGCCGAGUCACAGGAUCUUUUCCGGGACAUCCAGAGUCUUCCCAGGAAUGCAGCCCUGCGUAAACUCAAUGACCUCAUUAAGAGAGCCAGGCUGGCCAAGGUGCAUGCUUAUAUCAUCAGCCAUCUGAAAAAGGAGAUGCCAUCUCUUUUUGGGCGGGAGAAAAAGAAGGAAGAGCUAAUAAUGAGGCUCCCGGAGAUCUACACCCUCCUGCAGAGAGAGCAUCAUAUCAGCCCUGGAGACUUCCCUAAUGUAACCAAGAUGCAGGACAUGCUGCAGCACUAUGAUUUCAGUAAGUUCCCCUCACUGAAGAUGAAACUGAUUGAAUCCGUGGAUAAGAUGCUCGCCACGAAAAUCGCCGGUCUGAUGGCGAUGAUCAGGGAGGAGGAGUCCAAGCAGCCUCCGGCCAUGGUGUCGGGGGGUGCUUUUGAGGGCUCCCAGGAUGGACCCUUUGGCCACGGUUAUGGUGAGGGCAUUAGUGCUGGGGCUGAUGCUGAGGAUUGGAUAGUCAGCCGCGACAAACACCGCUACGACGAGAUUUUCUACACGCUCAUGCCUGUUAACGGCAAGAUUACCGGCGUCAACGCCAAGAAGGAGAUGAUGAAUUCACGGCUACCCAACACGGUGCUGGGAAAGAUCUGGAAACUGGCCGACUGCGACAAGGACGGCAUGCUGGAUGACGACGAGUUCGCCCUCGCCCAGCACCUUAUCAAAAUCAAACUCGAAGGCUAUGAGCUCCCCACUGAGUUGCCUGACCAUCUUGUGCCCCCCGCUCACCGCAAAAACCCCACUGCAGAUGCUCUGUACAACCACAACGAGGACUAG
Molecule: messenger RNA, 1677 nt
Organism: Menidia menidia (Atlantic silverside)
Lineage: Eukaryota; Metazoa; Chordata; Actinopteri; Atheriniformes; Atherinopsidae
Source: the annotation of a GenBank genome assembly